Ostertagia ostertagi is the source of this 1002-nucleotide messenger RNA. The record is from the annotation of a GenBank genome assembly. NCBI's taxonomy places the organism in Eukaryota, Metazoa, Nematoda, Chromadorea, Rhabditida, Trichostrongylidae.
AUCAUCACUUCUGACCAGAAGCGAUGGGAGUUUUGCGUGGCAGCUGAUGAACGUGACGCGUGGGUGGCAGCGAUUGAGGAGCAAAUCGAAAAAGCGCUCCAAAAUCAGAUGAGCAAGCCUAGUACAAGAGCCCGAGGCGACAGGGAAGAGGUGUUGGCCCUUCGCCAGCUGCCCGGCAACGACCGUUGUGCGGAUUGCGGCCAAACGUCACCUGAUUGGGCAAGCCUCAAUCUUGGCAUUUUGAUAUGCAUCGAGUGUUCUGGAACUCAUCGGAAUCUUGGGUCUCAUAUUUCACGGGUUGCGUUCGCUCGAUUGGAUGCAUGGCCUGUGGAAUUUUUAGCAGUGAUGCAAGCGAUCGGCAACGAUGCUGCGAAUCGGCUAUGGGAGCACCACGCUCCGUCCGAUCGACGUCCACAACCGGACAGCCCACUUGAAAUGAAGGAAGCGUGGAUUCGCGACAAGUACGAGUCGAAGCGAUUCUUGCCGUCGCUGCGUGUCGACGCCACCGUAGGCGCGCAACUGGUUGGAGCAGUGAUCGCACGCGACGUCGCGGAAGUGUCACUGUUGUUGGCUCGCGCGUCUCCGGAGGACGUGAACACCACAGUGUCCGGAACUCGGGAUCGUCGAUCGCCGCUUCAUUUGGCGUGCAGUAUUGGCAGCUUGGCUAUUCUACAGUUGCUGCUAUGGAACAAUGCCGACAUUCGUGCGCUGGACGAACAGGGGCGCUCCGGGCUUUGGCAUGCUCGUAACAGCGGCUUCAAGGAAUGUGCUGAUAUGCUUCUCACUGCUGGUCUCGACACCAACUACGGUAUGCCGACUCCGUCGACUCGGAACUCAACUCAUUCCCCUCCGCUACCGGAGGGUGCAGUGUUGGGGUCGUUGUCGAACCGCGACUAUUCCUGUAUAGGCGAAGAAGUAGUACUGAGGAGAGUGGCGCCGCCAGUCGUGCCGACGAAGCGCUCGACAAAUGCUUUUGACUUGCUGCCAGCAAGCAUCAUCUAG